Molecule: messenger RNA, 1770 nt
Organism: Rangifer tarandus platyrhynchus (Svalbard reindeer)
Lineage: Eukaryota; Metazoa; Chordata; Mammalia; Artiodactyla; Cervidae
Source: the annotation of a GenBank genome assembly
AUGCCUUUUAAAGCAUUCGCUACCUUCAAAGAAAAAAUUUUGAAACCUGGAAAGGAGGGCGUGAAGAACACUGUGGGAGAUUCGUUGGGGAUUUUACAAAGGAAAAUUGAUGGGACCCAUGAGGAAGAAGGUAACAUUGAGCUGAAUGAAGAAGGGAGGCCAGUGCAGACGUCCAGACAGAGGCCCCCACUCUGUGACUGCCACUGCUGUGGGGUCCCCAAGCGCUACAUCAUUGCUAUUAUGAGCGGACUGGGGUUCUGCAUCUCCUUUGGGAUUCGGUGCAAUCUUGGAGUUGCCAUUGUGGAAAUGGUCAAUAACAGCACUGUGUAUGUUGAUGGAAAACCAAAAAUUCAGGUCACACAAUUUAACUGGGACCCAGAGACGGUGGGCCUUAUCCAUGGAUCUUUUUUCUGGGGUUAUAUUGUGACACAAAUUCCAGGUGGUUUCAUUUCAAAUAAAUUUGCUGCAAACAGGGUCUUUGGAGCUGCCGUCUUCCUAACAUCGACCUUGAACAUGCUCAUUCCAUCUGCAGCCAGAGCGCAUUACGGCUGUGUCAUGGGUGUCAGGAUUUUACAAGGUUUAGUGGAGGGUGUGACAUACCCAGCAUGUCACGGGAUGUGGAGUAAGUGGGCACCACCUCUGGAGAGAAGCAGACUGGCUACAAUCUCCUUUUGUGGUUCCUAUGCAGGAGCAGUGAUUGCCAUGCCGCUGGCCGGGGUGUUGGUCCAGUACAUUGGAUGGGCCUCUGUCUUUUAUAUUUAUGGUAUUUUGGGCAUUAUUUGGUACAUGUUUUGGCUGUUGCAGGCCUAUGAGUGUCCAGCAGCUCACCCAACAAUAUCCCAGGAGGAGAGGACCUAUAUAGAGGCAAGCAUAGGCGGAGGAGCCAGCUUGGUUAGUCUCAGUAAAUUUAAUACACCAUGGAAAAGAUUUUUCACGUCAUUGCCAGUGUAUGCAAUCAUUGUGGCCAAUUUUUGCAGAAGCUGGACAUUUUAUUUGCUGUUAAUAAGUCAGCCUGCUUACUUUGAAGAGGUCUUUGGAUUUGCAAUAAGUAAGGUGGGUCUCUUGUCAGCAGUCCCACACAUGGUUAUGACGAUCAUUGUGCCUAUUGGAGGACAACUGGCUGAUUAUUUAAGAAGCAGAAAAAUUUUGACCACAACUGCUGUCAGAAAAAUCAUGAACUGCGGAGGUUUUGGCAUGGAGGCAACCUUGCUCCUCGUGGUUGGCUUUUCCCAUACCAAAGGGAUGGCUAUCUCCUUUCUGGUGCUUGCUGUAGGAUUUAGUGGUUUUGCUAUUUCAGGUUUCAAUGUCAACCACUUGGACAUUGCCCCUCGCUAUGCCAGCAUUCUCAUGGGAAUCUCAAAUGGAGUGGGAACCCUCUCUGGAAUGGUCUGUCCCCUUAUUGUGGGCGCAAUGACCAAGCAUAAGACCCGUGAGGAGUGGCAGAAUGUGUUCCUCAUAGCUGCCUUGGUGCACUACAGUGGCGUCAUCUUCUAUGGGGUCUUUGCUUCUGGGGAGAAGCAGGAGUGGGCAGACCCCGAGAACCUUUCUGAGGAGAAGUGUGGAAUCAUUGACCAGGAUGAAUUAGCUGAGGAGACAGAACUCAACCAUGAGAGUUUUGCAAGUCCCAGAAAGAAGAUGUCAUAUGGAGCCACCACCCAGAAGUGUGAAGUCCAGAGGAAGGAAUGGAGAGGACAGAGAGGAGUGACCGUCAACGAGGAAGAGCUGACAUCCUACCAGAAUGAAGGGGAAGGCUUCUCAGAGGCAUCCUAA